AUGAAACAAGCAGCAUGGCUGUCUGUAGAAGUUGUUUUGGCAGAAAUAUUUGCUGACAAUGAAUCAGAUCGAUUUAGCGAAAAUUCCGAUUCUGAUAAUCCUGACUACGUGUGGGAGGAUGGUAAUGGUUGUGAAAGUGAAACUGACGGAAAUAUUAGCGAUGAUUUGAGCGAUCACGGUGAUGCUGACAUGAAUGUUCAUCACGGCCAAGGUGAUGGUCAGCCCAUAUGCAUAGGCGCCGCCGGUGUAGGAAAUAAUGCAAUGCCUGCAGCACCUGAUGGGCCUGUUGCAAUGCCUGCAGCACCUGCAGUGCAUAGGCCUGGCCCUGCUGAUCCUGUGUACUUGGACAACUAUUACAACAGUGUUGCAUUGGCCAAAUUCUUUCUGGAAGAUGAGCGGAAAGUUCAUGUUUGUGGUACACUUCAACUAAACCGUGGUGCUCCUCGUGACCAGCAGCAGGAAGCUGAUCACCUUCAGCGGAGACAGAAUUUGGUCAGGCCGAGGCUGCCUCCCCUGACCAUCAUUCCUCUGACUCUGAAAAUGAAGGGGAAGCUCCUCAAGCUGUGGUAUGUUCAAGGGCACCUAAAAUUGAUCCUGCCAAUCGCCUGGUUGGGGGAAUGA
This is a messenger RNA of Acanthosepion pharaonis, 621 nucleotides long. The record is from the annotation of a GenBank genome assembly. NCBI's taxonomy places the organism in Eukaryota, Metazoa, Mollusca, Cephalopoda, Sepiida, Sepiidae.